Molecule: messenger RNA, 4245 nt
Organism: Contarinia nasturtii (swede midge)
Lineage: Eukaryota; Metazoa; Arthropoda; Insecta; Diptera; Cecidomyiidae
Exons: 10
Coding region: 400-4128 (1242 amino acids)
Biological process (GO): transposable element silencing; germ-line stem cell division
Source: RefSeq, a predicted model, not a curated record
CACACACAAACAAAUACAUGUAAAAUGUUGUUGAGUACACAAACCCGAAUCCUGUUUGAAUGGAAAUUUGGUUUCGAGACAAAAUGAGCGCGAAAACAAGCAUUGUAUUCAACGGCAAAUAAACAAAACUAUCCGUAUUUCGGAUAAAUCUGAACAAGUGGUCGGUGUCAUGUUUCUGUUGCGACGCAAAACGAUUAUUCGUUUAUUUGGUUUGGUUUGUGUUUGUGCACUCUCUUAACAUCAACACCGACAAAUUACAAAUCGAAUAACGGCGAUGUUGGCUUCGUCGAUAUUCAUUGGCAACAACUAUUACACCAUAGUGUGCAACAGGAAGACUGCGUGAAGGCAUUCGGCGAUUGACAUUCAUUGUGUGUGCGUCAUUAAAAUAUUUUUGGCAAAAUGUCAGUCAAUCAAAAUGAAAUGGUACGAAAAUCAAUACAAAUCAACCAAAUCGACAGUCCGCACAAAUUUUGGUUUAAAUAUAUCGAUGAUAACUCAAAUUGUUUGUUGGAAGCAUUUGAUCGUGAAAUCAAUUGUUAUGUCGUUGAUUUAGUUCAGAAUAAUGGUGGAACUUUGCCGGUAUUCGAUAUUCAACCGUGUGAUGUAAUUCUUGCAUUUUACAUUAAAUGGAAGAAAUGGAUUCGUGGAAAAGCUGGCCAGUUGAAAAAAGCCAACAAAGACGGUGAAGUGGAUUCAAUUUAUGUGUGGGCCAUUGAUUAUGGAUGUAAACUACUAAUACCGCUAAGCAAUGUGGUUCUACUUGAAGACCAACGAUUGGCCUAUCGUCAUCCGAUAAAUGUUCAAAUCGGUGGAUUGGCUGGAAUUGUACCAGCGAAACACGUAUUUGUUCCUGAAUUUUUGGAUUUCGAACUUAAAAAAUGUGAGACAUGGUCAAAAAAUGCGAACGAAAAAUUCAACGAAUGGAUUAUGGACGAGGAAGAGCUGUUUUUUGAAAUUGAAUCAAAUCAAUGUGGUCGACAUUUUGGCCAAUUGAAAUUGCGAUGUCCUGAUGAGAACAACGAACCAUUCUCUGUGGCACAAGGUUUAUGUGAAAUAAAAGUAGCUUUACUUGCUCAGGAGAACUACAUCAAUGAUGUUGGCAUUUUGAAUCGUGAAGAUUUUCUACGACUAAAUCACGAAUUGACGAUGCCGCGUGAGCAUGAAGAAAUCGUAAUUGACGAUGAAAUGAUCGAACGUAUUUAUUGGAAUGAUGAUGAAUCCAUAACUUUCGAUGGACAAAUUGAUAACACACCAGCUCGAAAUGAGUCGGUUCGAAAUACGUCCAUUCACAAUAUGUCCGUUCAAAAUGAAUCAGUACAACCGAGUCGUUCAGGAACAUAUGGUAACAGUACUUUGAAUGGAAUCUCCUUGAGCACACUUUCGGUAACAUUGUCUGUGAAGUCCUUGAACCGAUGCAAUGUGCUGGUAAUAACAGACGACAUUGUUACGGCAGCAAGAGACUGGGCAGAUGUUUUUUAUUUUAACAAUCAAAUGCGUACUUGUCUGAAGCAUUUGUAUCGAGGUGCAAUUGAUCCGCUUUGUGCAUACGGCUGGCCACAUAUCAUGCGUGGCAAUUCACUCAUACUGAUUGAUGAACAUUUCCGUAAUAAAAUGUUAUGCUUGCCGACCCUGUGCACAAUUGUUCAACGAGAAAGUUUUAAUUUCAAAUUUUCAUCCGAACAGCGAACGGUCAACGACUGGACUACAAGCAAUAGAAUAGAACCAAUUGGCAUCAUUUUUGUAAAUGGUGCUGAAGAAGUCGAGCGAAUGGCAGCAACAUGCCGAAAACUAGUUGAAAAGGCCAACUUUAAAUUGCUGACUGUUUUUUGUUUGAACAGCACUUUGGAAAUCGAAACAUUGAUGGCAAUGGAUCAUAUUGAUAUCCUUGUGACAUCAGUAUUUUGCUUUGAAACACUUGUCAAUCACAUGUCAAAACUCUUCAGAUCGAAUCGAUUGCGAUACGUGUGGUUCCAUCAGAUUGACAACAUGUGCCACACAAAUGAUGUCGAAACACACCGUGCACUGGAGAUCAUAUUGGCACAAAAUCUUGAUAUUCAGGUGCAAAUUACCUCACAAACAUAUUGUCCCAUUUUGAAUGAACUGUUUGACCGCAUAAAACUUCCGAUGGUCUUGUCCGGCGAUCGGACACCAUUUGAAGCUGCAUUAUUUGCUGAAUGCUUUUUUGUGGUUGAAUUUUUACCAGCUGAAGUGAAAAUUUCGGAUUUAAUCGAUAAACUGCAAGAUCCACAUAGUAAAAUGUAUGGAUCGAUUGUCAUUGUAUGCACGAACAUACAAGAUGUUAAGUAUGUGUCAGGAUGUCUCACGCAAUCCAAUAUCAAAUGUACUGAUUUCGAUUCGUUUUUCUCGCUAAAUCAGUUGAAGUUAGUUAAUUGGACAGAACAGUCGCGUACACUCGAUAUGUAUUUAUCGCGACCAAAUAUUUUGGUGUGUGAGGACGCCGACCUCAAUUCCUAUCCAAUUCGCACAGCCAGUCACAUCGUUCACUAUUCAUUACCGGACAAAGUGGAAACGUUUCUGCAUCGAUUCAUCACAUGUUUUGGUUACUACACGGAAAAAUUAGACCGUGAGCUACUGAAUAAAGUUGAUCGAAACGAUCUUGCUCAGCCUAUUGCAUUGAUUUAUUUUGAUGACAAUUUGUGCAAAGCAUUCAUUGAAAUUUAUGAACUCAUUGCACAACGAACACAUUGCCAUGUACCACCAUUUUUGACGCAGAUUAUCGAGAAACUCAUGAUGACUCUGGAGAAAUCCAAAGAAAAUAAACCGCUAUGCAUUGACCUAAUAACGAAGUCAAAAAUAUGUGAUGUCAAAUGUCCAUAUCGUCACACACUAAUCGCCAAUUGCGAUGACACGGAAGUACCGCAUUCACAUGGUUUUGUCAAUAUGGAAUUGAUUCAUGUCUUGGCGCCGAAUCAUUUUUCGGUGCGUUUGCUAUCAUACAAGCGAAAUUUGAAGCAUAAAUCAAAACCCAUUAACGAUUUGGAUUCCGAACUAAAGCGAUUUGAAUGUGCAUUCCGUGAUUUUUAUACGUGCGAUGAAAGCCGUGAGCCAGCGCAUCCAAUUCGAAUUGGUGAAAUGUACGUGUACUUCUAUCACAAUCGACCGAAACGAUGUCGUGUACUUUCCAAAUCAACGAGACAUGGUGUGCGCAUUUAUUUAAUCGACGAUGGACAUACGCGAAAAUGCUCUGAACAGGAUUUGUACUUAAUGGAUCGAGAUUUUAAAGAUUUUCCAUCACGUGCUGUUGAAAUUUUCGUGCUCGGCUAUGUGCCAAAUGACUUCAAUUCCAAAUGGCUACCGGAGGCCAAUACACUUGUAGAGCACAUUAUGAAAACGCUCAAACCAAAGGAUGGAAUCGACGGUUAUCUCCAGGCUGAGAUAAUAUCCACAUUCGAUCGUCGAUUGAUCGUUAAGGAUUUGAAAAUCCUACACAAAAUUAAUGAUAAACAUCAAGGAAAAUUGGUUGCAGAAAAUUUAAUAAAGUAUCGAUUCGCGGUAAAGGAACCAAUUAAUUUACAUCCAAUUUUCUUGGAUACAGCUCCUAGCAGUAAUACUGAAUCGGAAUCAACAAACGAUGUUUUUGUGACCGAACAAACUAAUUUGACCACACGAUCGACAGCUCCAAACAACAAUAUUGAAUCGAGCUCAUCGUGCACAACUUGUGUACCCAAUACGUUAAACAAAAGUGGUGUUGAACUUAAAUCAAUCACAUCACCAAGCUGUUCCACUGAUGACAUUGCCAUUCUAGAUUUAAAAAAGCCAGAACACAAUUCAAAAGCUGUCCACGAAUUGUCGUUGUCUCAAUCAGAAGGCUGCCUCAUAACACAUGAACAAGAACAUUCAUCGUUACCAGUCAUCUCAGCCGUAAGUUUGGAUGAAAUUUUAGGCAGUUUACCCGAACACAUUCAAGCUUUCCAAGUACUUACUCCAAUUAAAUGCACAAAAUCAACGGAUCAGACCGAUACGGCGCCGAAGAAGGAGCCGAAGAUAAAUGAUGAAGAAGAAUGUCUCAUCGAUUUUAGCGAAAACGACAGCGAUGACGAAAAUAACAAUUCUCCACCGUCGCCAUUCGCCUAUGUUCGGCUCAUUGAGUCACUUGAUGAACUUUGACUGAGAAGUAAAAAAAAUAUUGUGGAGGCGUCUCCACACAUUUAUUGGUGUUCGAUUCACCAAAAUUGUUUACUGAUUUUUUUUACAUGAAGUUAUUUAGAAAAAAUAUCAUUAUUA